Anopheles aquasalis is the source of this 2593-nucleotide messenger RNA. RefSeq names its product glucosidase 2 subunit beta (gene GCS2beta). Gene Ontology annotation, molecular function: protein binding. Gene Ontology annotation, cellular component: glucosidase II complex. The record is from RefSeq and is a predicted model, not a curated record. NCBI's taxonomy places the organism in Eukaryota, Metazoa, Arthropoda, Insecta, Diptera, Culicidae. Gene Ontology annotation, biological process: N-glycan processing.
GACGUUUGCGUGCCCUCGAAUUUGUGGCUCGCUGGGAAAUCCUUUUUCCUCCACAUAAGUUGGGCUGCCGAAAAACGGGUGAUUAGAGAACACAAAAGGAACGAUCUAUAACGGUAAAUUUGCACAGCCUAAGCUCGUAAGAGUUGGCAGGGGUUGCGCUAGCGGCGUUCGUUCAUACUGCCAUCAUUCUGCCACAACUCACGCAACGGAAGUAAGCCGGUAAUCGAACCUCGCAAAAUGUUCACACGGCAAAUACACGGAGCAGCCGGUUGGUUGCUGCUGAUGGCCGCCACGGUUGGCCACUUUGGCUGGGUGGCACGCACUGAGAUACCGCGACCACGCGGUGUUUCCAUUUCGCAAGCCAUCCUGUACGAGGAUCGUGCCGGCAGUGGCCAGUUCGUUUGCCUGGACGGCCGGAAGGUGAUCCACCGGGAGCAAAUCAACGACGAUUUCUGUGAUUGUGACGACGGCAGCGAUGAGCCGGGGACGGCCGCCUGCCCGCAAGCUACGUUUCACUGCACCAACGCCGGCUACAAGUCCCUCAACAUCCCCAGCUCCCGCGUGAACGAUGGAAUCUGUGAUUGCUGCGAUGCGUCCGACGAGUACGCGUCGCAGGCCAACUGCGUAAACAGUUGCAGCGAGCUGGGCAAAGAGGAUCGGCUGCGGGAGAAGCAGAGGGGCGAGAUGCUGCGAACGGGCAACUCGCUGCGGCUCGAGAUGGCUCAACGUGGCCGUGGCCUCAAGGAUGAGCAGCGGGUACGGCUGGCCGAGCUGGAAAAGAGCCGAGCGGAAGCGGAAGCGUUACGCGAUGAGAAAGCGUCACUGAAGAGUGAGGCGGAGGAGCUGGAGAACGCGGCACUCAAGGUGUACCGCGAUCGGGAGGAGGAAGCGAAGCGACUGAAGGAGGAAGCCGCGGCACACAGUAACCGGGACGAGGCAAUGGAGACGUUCCAAAAGUUCGAUUCCAAUCAAAACAAUCUGCUGGAGCUGGUCGAGCUGCAGACGAGGAUCGUGUUUGAUCGCAAUCGCGACGGUGCGGUGACGGAGGAUGAGGCACGCUUCUUCCUGGACGAGCGGGACCAGGUCGACUUCGAGACGUUCGUCACGCUGUGCUGGCCACGAGUGAAACCGUUCUUAAUGAUGGAUUCCGGUCUGUUCAAACCACCGGCACCGGCCGGUGAGGAAAUGGAACAGGCGGAACUGCAAUCGGAAGACGGUGGUUACGAGCUGGAGGGUAGUGAGGCUGAUCUGCGCGAGGGCCACGUGGACGAUGACGAGGGCCAACUGGACGAGGAGCUGGAUGACGAAGAAGAAGAGGAUGACGUAGGGGAAGGUGAGAUAGAGCGCACCGAGUACGAUCGGGAUGAACAGCGGUCAGCACCAGCACCACCACCACCGGUACAGUACGAUCCGGAAACGCAGGAACUGAUCAACAAAGCGAACGAGGCCCGUAACCAGCACUCGGAAGCGGAACGACAUGUGCGCGAGAUGGACCAGGAAAUGCGCAACAUCAAGGAGCUGCUCGACAAAGACUAUGGCCGGGAGGAAGAAUUCGCCCCGCUCAAUGGCGAGUGCUUCAACUUUGAGGAUCGCGAGUACGUGUACAAGCUGUGCCCGUUCGAUAAAGCGGUUCAGCAACCGAGAAGCGGUGGUGCCGAAACGAGGUUGGGUACGUGGGAGAAAUGGGGCCACAAAGGAGAUUAUAGUACCAUGCACUACACGAACGGUGCCCCAUGUUGGAAUGGACCUCAUCGUUCUGCCAUCGUCCACCUGGAGUGCGGUCUGGAUACAAGAGUGCUAGCGGUUACGGAACCAAACCGGUGCGAGUACGAGUAUCGAAUGCAAACGCCGGCUGCCUGCAUACUGCAAGAUGAUCAGUCGAAAGAUCGCGCACACGAUGAACUGUAGUAGGCCACGAGCGUCGAUGUUUCGUAACCUUUUUUUUAACAAAGAAAAGUAGCCAAUGGUGAACUGAACAAUCGAGUCACAAGCACACACAGACACAGAACUACAACAACGCAGCAAAAAACACGGCUCUUCGAUAAUCAGGUUCCUUCGAUUCCUAGUAACUACCUGAACCCAAACCAACCAACCAACCAGCCAACCGACACUCAGGGUCUCGUCGCACGGGCAAUGCAUUGCGAUGCUGUCUAGUUAGGCGUGAAUGAGGGCAUACUUUAAAACUGUGUUUCAGAGUGAAUGAAUGGUUCCAGUUCUUUUCAUUUGUCCAUGUCCUUUUUUUUCUAUUUCGAAACAAAAAAGAAUUGAGAGAACUGCGCUUUUCGAUCUAACGAAAUGAACAUUCCAUUGCAGGUGAAGUUAGGGGAGGAGAAUGUACGCGGUUCUACAUUUUAAAUUGCGUACAGUGUCGGCAUCCACCGCCGUAAAACGUUGUAUAGCGUCGCAACUCGAAUCGAGAAUACCGGUGGAAUCGCAAGGGAGUCAGGGUAUCGGUAGUUUUAAGGGAUAGAAAAUGAUGAAAGUCAAUGUAGGGAAAUCUUGUGUCCACAAAACAAUUGCGCGCCGUGUAGCAGAAAUAUGAGCACGAAAUUAAUAAAAAAAAAGAAACAAGUCAAAAAUCUUACCCACCUGA